Messenger RNA from Erigeron canadensis, 456 nucleotides. RefSeq lists its product as uncharacterized. The transcript has a single exon. NCBI's taxonomy places the organism in Eukaryota, Viridiplantae, Streptophyta, Magnoliopsida, Asterales, Asteraceae. The record is from RefSeq and is a predicted model, not a curated record. Bases 1 to 456 code for a protein of 151 amino acids.
AUGAAAGUUCACCCAAUAACACCCAUCAAACGAAACUUAACCAUCCAACCACCACAAAUCACCACCACCAGCCACCGCCAAAAGAAACUCCGGCGACUCCCACAUAUCUUUGCCAAAGUUCUCGAACUUCCCUUUUAUUCCAACACCGAUGUUUCAAUCCAAGAAACCUCGGAAUCUUUAAGGUUUGUUGUCGACACAGAUGAUGAUAUUGGGCCUAAUAUUUCGGCCCAUAUGAUUGAGAUCUAUCCGGGUGUUACUAAGAUUGUUGUGGGUGGCAUUAAUUUUAGUAAUAUUAGUAAUCAUAGUAAUAGUGAUAAUAAUGAUAAUGUUGUUAAUAAUGAUUUCGACAUGAUUGAUGUAUGGAGGUUUAGGUUACCGGAUUAUACGCAACCGGAGCUUGCUACCGCGUCGUUUAGCGAUGGAGAACUUGUAGUAGUUGUGCCCAAAUUUGAAUAG